AUGAUCUCUCUCGCUGCGGCAGCCAGAAUCGCCUCCGCUGUCACGAUUGGGCCUGUUGGUUCAUUCGUCGUGGCCAACAAAACAAUCUCUCCCGAUGGUGUCCCCCGAGCCGCCGUUCUCGCCGGCGGCACGUUCCCUGGCCCGCUCGUCCACCUCAGUUACCACCGCCAUCACCCGGUUGCACCCCCGCGGGGGUCCUCCUGGGUACCCUCAGACGUAGCUCUGAGGGUACCUAAAAGGUACCCCCCUGCGGGGCCCGCGGGGGGGAUUUGGUCCAUUUGGGGGCGGGGGCAUAUGCGGGGGUCAGCAGGGGGGGGUGAACGAAAAUAUAUACAUGUGACUUGUCUACAUCUGUAA
Molecule: messenger RNA, 357 nt
Organism: Mycena citricolor
Lineage: Eukaryota; Fungi; Basidiomycota; Agaricomycetes; Agaricales; Mycenaceae
Source: the annotation of a GenBank genome assembly